UGGGCUCCAUUACCUUUCCACCUGAUGAUUUCUCAAGUUUUUUUGUUUCUAUUUUGCUUUGUGACAGCCAUCUGAAUGAAGUAAAGAUGGCUCCAGAGAAGGAAAGUAACGGGCUGGACAACUUCGCAUUUUCACUCGAAGGGGGCUUCUGUGACCUACCUGAAGCAAAACAUGGAGAAGGAAGUGAUACUUCCGUGGAUGAAGAGCGCAGCAAGUUGGCCUACUGCGUAACAGACGUACCACCUUGGUACUUGUGUAUCCUUCUUGGUAUUCAGCACUGCUUGACGGCGUUUGGAGGUAUUAUUGCCAUCCCAUUGAUCCUCUCACAAGGCUUGUGUCUUCAACAUGAUGCCCUCACACAAAGUCACCUCAUUAGCACCAUCUUCUUCGUGUCUGGAAUCUGCACUGUUCUGCAAGUCACAUUUGGCAUCCGACUUCCCAUUCUCCAAGGUGGGACGUUCACGUUGCUUGCACCAUCCAUGGCGAUGCUGUCCAUGCCGGAGUGGACAUGUCCUGCUUGGACACAGAACGCAAGCCUCGUCAAUACAUCUUCAAGUGAAUUCAUAGAAGUGUGGCAGACUAGAAUGAGAGCACUCCAGGGGUCCAUUAUGGUGGGCUCACUCUUACAGGUCUUUAUUGGUUUCUCUGGGCUCAUCGGCAUCUUCAUGCGUUUCAUUGGACCUCUCACCAUCGCCCCCACUAUCACUCUCAUUGGACUGUCUCUUUUUGACUCUGCUGGCGCCAGUGCAGGGAACCACUGGGGAAUUUCAACCUUAACCACUGUUCUGAUCAUCGUUUUCUCACAGUACCUUCGUCACAUUCCCGUGUCUUUCCCAACAUACAGCAAGGAUAAAAAACUACACUCCAGUCGUGUGUACAUCUUCCAGAUUCUUCCAGUUCUGCUCGGAAUCUCCUUGUCGUGGCUCCUGUGCUAUAUUUUAACAGUCUUCAGUGUACUUCCCUCUGAUCCGGGCCAGUAUGGCUACCUAGCUCGUACUGAUCUGAAAGGAGAUGUAGUGGGUAAAGCUCCUUGGGUCACACUUCCCUAUCCGGGUCAAUGGGGACUGCCCACUGUGAGUGUGGCGGGUGUGCUUGGCAUUUUUGCUGGUGUGAUUUCGUCAAUGAUAGAGUCUGUUGGGGAUUACCAUGCAUGUGCCAGGCUAUCGGGAGCUACGGCUCCACCUAAACAUGCCAUCAACAGGGGGAUUGGCAUGGAGGGACUGGGAUGUCUGCUGGCCGGAGCCUGGGGGACAGGAAAUGGUACCACCUCAUACAGCGAGAAUGUGGGAGCACUUGGCAUCACAAAGGUGGGCAGUCGUGUGGUGAUCAUCGCUGGGAGCAUUUUUAUGAUAAUUAUGGGCGUUUUUGGCAAAGUGGGAGCCAUAUUUGCGACAAUCCCAUCGCCCGUCAUAGGGGGGAUGUUCAUGGUUAUGUUUGGAGUCAUUUCUGCUGCAGGGAUUUCUAAUCUCCAGUAUUCAGAUUUGAACUCCUCUCGCAACAUCUUCGUUUUUGGUUUCUCCAUGUUCUCGGGUCUGGUCAUACCUAAUUGGGUAAUAAAGAACCCCACAUCUAUUUCAACAGGUGUGGCUGAGUUAGACCAGGUGCUGCAAGUUCUUCUUACAACCAGCAUGUUUGUUGGAGGCUUCUUUGGAUUCUUUCUAGACAACACAAUUCCAGGCACAAAGCAGGAACGAGGAAUCCUGGCUUGGAACAAAGCUCACGAGGACAGCUCCACCAACACACAGGAGUGCAGAGAAGUUUACGAUCUUCCUUUUGGCCUGAGCGCGUACCUGUCUUCUUGUCCCUGGACCCGUUACCUGCCAUUCUGCCCACCUUCUGUGCCCAAACCUCUUGAUGGAUGUGGAAAUGACGAUUCCAGUCGGGACCCAAAGAAUGCAGAUGGACAUUCAGAGCCUUCACAGAUUAUUAUUGGAGUCACUUUUUAAGUUAUUAACUCACGUCUGUAUCUUGUUUAGGGGAAAGAAAGAAAAUCUAUACAUGCAGUGUCAUGAGAGACGCCUGAACUUGAUCUAAGUUCACUGUGAAAGACAUGAUGUCGCUGUACUGCUCUUUAUUUUAUUUUAUUGAAGUCACGCUUAAUGAGUUGUUCAAAUAUUUAGGUUUUUUUUUCAGAAUUACACUCAUUUAUGUAGCUAUAUAUUAGAUGUUGCCAAAACAACUAUCAGACUACAAGCUAUAUAUUUGAUGUUCCCAAAACAACUAUCAGACUACAUUAGACUAUUUGAGCAAAAUGUUUACUAUAUUUUUAUGGUUUAUUUUGUUCAAAGGUGAGAAGAGAGAAUCAUUUACAACACCGCCACUAUGUAAAUAUGAACACGUGUAUAUAAUGUUUUAUUUAUCAUACAUUUUGAUUUUCAAGUCUUUACAGUAAGGUAAAAGCGCAUAGCUGUGCACAUAAUCACAGUGCAAUGUAUAAAAUCACCGGAUUUUUGUUAUUAUGUACAAGAUAAAAAUAUUCCAUCUUGAUUAAUUUACCAGUUUAGUAUCAGUAAUCGUCGUUCGACAAUUUUGUGUUUUGCUUUAGUCUCAUUGAUCAGCAUUUGCAAUUUAGAUGUAGACCACCAGAGGGAAUCGGUUAGCUACAUUACAAACCGCUGUAUGAUGACAAAGGUAUUGGGACAAUUGGAUCUUUGUCCAUUCAAGACCGGAGAGCAGGCCUGGCUCACCAUAUCUAAUUCAUCCCAAACGUCUUAAUGGGGUUGAGGUCAGGACUCUGUGGUUCUCACACAUAGAACUCAUCUGAGCAUGAUUCAAUGGACCUUGCUUCGUCUAUUGGAUCUUGGUAAAAUAUUUA
Messenger RNA from Syngnathoides biaculeatus (alligator pipefish), 2815 nucleotides. It is a transcript of the gene slc23a4, whose product is annotated as solute carrier family 23 member 4. Gene Ontology annotation, biological process: transmembrane transport. Bases 87 to 1946 code for a protein of 619 amino acids. The record is from RefSeq and is a predicted model, not a curated record. Gene Ontology annotation, molecular function: transmembrane transporter activity. Lineage: Eukaryota; Metazoa; Chordata; Actinopteri; Syngnathiformes; Syngnathidae. Gene Ontology annotation, cellular component: membrane. The transcript has 12 exons.